Molecule: messenger RNA, 777 nt
Organism: Penaeus monodon (black tiger shrimp)
Lineage: Eukaryota; Metazoa; Arthropoda; Malacostraca; Decapoda; Penaeidae
Exons: 8
Coding region: 1-777 (258 amino acids)
Source: RefSeq, a predicted model, not a curated record
AUGCCUAUAUUUGCAAUACCUUACCGUAUCAUGGCUAUGAUUAAAGCAUGGGUGAUUCCAGAUGCAAUUUCCGGAAAAGGGGGAAAAAGUAACGCAUCAGAAAGAGCGUCUGCUGGCAAGGGUUGGCGAGCGUGGAGCGACGUGCUUGAGGACCAGCUGAUUCAAGGUCGCGGCGGAACCCACGUGCUCAGGGAGGCUGCCAUGGCGCGUCUCGCACACCUGAGUUACUGUCAGUGGAGGGGGUUGAGGGCAGCUGCAGGUCGCCUGUUCUCACAGCCGUACGUGAUGUGGAAGCCCAAGAGAGAGUACCAGGCGGGGGUAGACCACCAGUAUGAGGAAGCAGUACAAGCCCUAAAUUCACUCCAGACAAAUGCCUCAGUACUUCAGGUGGCUCGGGAGCAGGGCUCACGCUCGGGCCUUGCCAAUAUACCCACAACUGAACGGUUCUUGAGGAAGGUUGGCGUCAGCAGGGAUGAAUUGGAUAAACUGUCAGUUAUCCAUGUUGCUGGCAUCCAUACAGCGAUAGAUGCUUCUCGACCAGCCAACGAGGUUUUCAGGACUAUUACCACUAUCUUUGAAAAUGCUAAGAGUAAGGACAUAAUAGCUGUGUCAGAGGUGAUCAUCAAUGCCAGACACUGGGCGUGGGAGUCCCCCUACAAAAGGGGAACAUCCCGCUCCACGCGCUCUAGCGUGUCGCCACAUGUACAGCUGUACCCCGCAGACCAAGUGAAUCGCAUAGAUUUUUAUAUUUUAGUUACCCCUAUGUUUAAUUCAUGA